Messenger RNA from Callorhinus ursinus (northern fur seal), 1215 nucleotides. Lineage: Eukaryota; Metazoa; Chordata; Mammalia; Carnivora; Otariidae. The record is from RefSeq and is a predicted model, not a curated record.
AAAACAUUCCAGUUGUUGAGGAAUGUAAUGCAUUGCCUGCAGUAGUUCUUACCUUAUCUUUUUGUCUUUGGUAGGCUGGUUACUUUGUGUGGGCAGAGACCUCUUCACGGUCAGUCGGAGAGAGGAGUCUGACCACCGUGCUCUCUCUGGAGAUAUGUGAGUUUUGGAUUUUCCCACAACCAAGGUCAGAAUGCUGCCCCUCCGUCAUGCUCUGGCCGUAGCUGUUGUCCAGAUCUUUAUCUUGUCAGAAAACUGGGCAUUGGCCAAGAAUAUCAACUUCUACAACGUGAGGCCUCCUCUGGACCCUACGCCAUUUCCAAACAGCUUCAAGUGUUUUACCUGUGAAAAUGCAGGAGAUAAUUAUAACUGCAAUCGAUGGGCAGAAGACAAAUGGUGUCCACAAAAUACACAGUACUGUCUGACAGUUCACCACUUUACCAGUCAUGGAAGAAGUACAUCCAUUACCAAAAAAUGUGCCUCCAGAAGUGAAUGUCAUUUUGUUGGCUGCCACCACAGCCGAGAUUCUGAACAUACAGAGUGUAGGUCUUGCUGUGAAGGUAUGAUCUGUAAUGUAGAGUUACCCACCAACCACACGAAUGCGGUCUUCGCCGUGAUGCACGCGCAGAGAACAUCUGGCAGUGGUGCCCCCACACUCUGCCUACCAGUGCUUGCCUGGGUCUUCGUGCUGCUGCUGAUAUGAGGCCACUGUUCCUAGGAGAGGCAGAAACUGCCCCAUGAAGCACCGGCCACGAACUGUGUGAACACAACAUUUGAGCGAAGACCAGUCUCGCACUUGGAGAGUGCACCUUGGACCCCAAAGCAGAAGCCAGUUGUUUGCUGAGCUAAAACACUCCUGCAUCAGGCCACAGGAUUGAGGGAAGGGGACAUGGCAGGAACUGAGGGGAUCGCCACAGGCUUCCUGGCCAGAGGGGCUGCAUUUUGUCACUUCCGCAGGGAGGAGCCUGCCCAGCCUCUGCAACGGGUGUGUGGCGGUAAGCCUGUGGUGUUUCUGCCUGCCCAGGCCGUUAGCUGAAGGGACACGUCGACCUCAAGACUCUUUCGGAAGCUGCUGGGUCAGACCCUCACGUUUCUGUGUGUGAUUAGCUCAGUGUCUCUAUGAAAUCUUACCCUUCCCCUGUGAGAAAGCAAUUUCCCCACCAAUGACAUAGUCAAUGAGAAAGGCCACUAGCUAUAGGAAGAAAACUUCCAGUUGAA